UUUAAGUCACUUUAGAUCAAUAUUUACAUGAAAACUUAAAGCUUUAAAAUUUUGAUUAUGGCUGCUCUAUAUAUGAAUGAAAGUUUCACAAAAAAUGACAAUAAUAUAGAAGAAGGUAUUGUCAAAGAAACGGAUAUAAAGACUGAUGUGUAUGAAUCGCUACAGACAACUAAGGAGUGCGAGUUAUAUCAGGCAUUAGAAAAGAGAAAAUCAAUUCAGGAAGUUGACACGAAGCGAUGUAAAGUUAUUUCAGGGAAGAAAAUGAUAUAUAUGUUUCUCAUUUUUCUGUCGGCAACAGUCAUUGGGACACUUACUGGCGUUAUCAUUCUUUCCGCUUCUACUACUAAAACAGAUGGAAGCUGGGAAAACUGGCAGAUGUGGAGUAACUGUAGUGCUGACUGCGGUAGUGGUUUCAGAACAAGGUCAAGGACUUGCUCAAAUCCAACACCGUCUCCUUUUGGAAGAUAUUGUUAUGGAAACCCCAUUGAUAUCGCGUCGUGUGAAAACCACAAUUGUGAUGUUUGCCAGUCUCGACCAUGUCAUGCCGGUAUCUGCAUAUCAGAAGGGGAAAAGUUUGAUUGCACAUGUCUGUAUGGUUAUACAGGACGUUUUUGCGAACAUAAUAUUGAUGACUGCAGCUCAGUUACGUGUGGUAAUGGAACAUGUAUCGAUGGUAUUGGUGAGUACAGCUGCUCGUGCAACGAUGGAUUCGAUGGAACCUACUGUGACCAGGUAAAAACAGAUGAUUGCCUUGACAUUUUACGGUACGGGGAAAAUAAAGAAGACGGGGUUUAUACAAUCAGAACAUGGAAAAGCCGUCAGCUUAUUGAAGUAUAUUGCGACAUGACCACAGAUGGGGGCGGAUGGACAAUGUUCCAGUACCGUUUUAAUGGAUCAAUGGAUUUUUACAGAAAUUUUUCUGAGUAUGAGCAAGGAUUUGGAAAUUUGAAAACUGAAUUCUGGCUUGGUCUGAGGUACAUUGAAGAGUUGGCGAGUCAAGAACGUACUGAACUAAGGAUCGAUUUAGAAGCAGCAAAUGGAACAACAGGAUUUGAAACAUUUGACAAUUUCUCCCUUUCCGCUGGACCGGCGUAUACCCUGCAUAUUGGAUCAACUAUAGCUUCUUCGGGCAUUUCCAGCGGGUACAGGUUUGGUCCAUUCCACAAUGGCAUGAAUUUUACAACAUACGAUCACGAUGCUGAUCCUAGUAAAACUCGCAACUGUGCUGUUUCGUUCCACGGUGCCUGGUGGUAUAGAAAUUGCUUUAAUGCCAAUCUAAAUGGCAAAUACUUGACACCAGGGACAGUGAGACCGCUGUCUAUGAAUUACGAAAGCUUCUUAAGUUUUGGUUACACUUCCUUGAAAUCCAGCAAGAUGAUGAUGAGAAGAAAUUAAAAAUCGUAAUAAUUAAAUGUGAGAUUCAAAUUGUAUGUGGUUCACAUGUUUACUUUCUCAUUUCCAAGUGAUUCAUUUUAAUUGACUGAUAAAUGUAUGUGUAAUAUUUCAUUUCCUUGUUGCAGUACAUAUGUAUGUACAUAUAUUGCCAUGUCAUAUAUUUUUCUUUGAGUUUAGCUGUACAAUUUGCUGUCUGUAUAUUUUGUAUGAACACAUAUACAUUUUGUUUUAUGACAUAUGCUAUACCAUGUCGCUGUUGUUCUGUGUUAAGCGCAUCUCAUUCAUGAAUGUAUUUUUCGAUCGAAUGAAAUGAAAAUAAAAUAUUCACGGACUGUUCUACAUUCAAAAUAUUUGUUUUUAUUUAACUGUGUAGAGCAUUAAAGCAUCAGUAUCGCAGUCUGUGCAUGAAUGAAACAAUACGCUUAAAACUAUGAUUGAGUUUGCGAAAAGCGUCAUAAGACAAAAUAAUACAUACUAAUUUAAUAACUCCUUUAAGUUUCAUUGGAAUCUGAAAAUGUCGACAUUUUUUCCAUAUUGACGUUCAAUUGUUAAUAUUGAGUGUGACGUCAGUUUCAUUUAUGUCGUCGAGAUUAAAAGGUCUUUAUCGAUGAUAAUUUCAA
This is a messenger RNA of Mercenaria mercenaria, 2015 nucleotides long. RefSeq lists its product as uncharacterized. Gene Ontology annotation, molecular function: calcium ion binding. The record is from RefSeq and is a predicted model, not a curated record. The transcript is spliced from 8 exons. The coding region runs from base 58 to 1395 and encodes 445 amino acids. NCBI's taxonomy places the organism in Eukaryota, Metazoa, Mollusca, Bivalvia, Venerida, Veneridae.